AUACACUUAACAGGGAGGAUUGUAGGGGCCAGCUUUUUCCUUCUUGGAACCACACAUCACUAUGAGCAUUCCUCAGACCCAACUCCAGGAUAAUGUCUAUAACUCUUUAUGACCGCAAACCAUCCACAGGACAAGGUCUUGGCCCUUCGCCAGUCACUGACUUGAGAUGAUCGGGAUGUUGAGCCAGCUCUUUCUCCUCGCCUCUGUGACAGCACUGAUUCAGGCUCUGUCACCAUCUACAGCAGCUCUGCAGGUCGGGACUGUGUGUGAGGGUGCACAUAUUCUACUUCUGUGCUACACACACAGUAGUCACAGGGGCCGUGAGCUGACUGGACACUGUCAGAGCACAGCUACAGGACUCUAAAGAGAAGUCACUUGAGUCCUCCCCUCACUCAGGAUGAAAAUCGUUCUGCUGGUUGCUCUGCUCACAGGUGUUACUACAUUCCGAAUCAGCCCCCGAGCUGGGUGGCAGUUUGGUAGUCUGUUCCAGUGCACCAACCCUUUGAUUUUUCCCUUCACGGGGUUCACAUUCUAUGACUGCUACUGUGACUUUGUCAUCCUGAACAACUGGGAGGAAGACAGAUGCUGCCAGACUCGUGACAACUGCCGUGAUCAGGUCAAGAAGCUGGAAAACUGCAAAUUUCUCAUAGAUGACCCCUACAGAAACUUCUACACAUACUUGUGUUCUGGGAAUGAGGUCACCUGUAGUGAGGAAAACAACCCCUGUGAGGACUUGAUCUGCAACUGUGACUGCCAGGCCGCCAUCUGCUUCUCAAAGCAGAACAAAGGCAUUCAGUGUUAGACUUGUCACCUCAGUUACGGGUAACACCAUCGCUGCCUGUCUGAUUGUGCUCACUACACACUGUGCCCUCUAAUAAAGAACUCAUUGAAAGAG
Messenger RNA from Peromyscus leucopus (white-footed mouse), 895 nucleotides. Its product is annotated as phospholipase A2-like. Gene Ontology annotation, molecular function: A2-type glycerophospholipase activity; calcium ion binding. The transcript has 4 exons. Gene Ontology annotation, biological process: phospholipid metabolic process; arachidonate secretion; lipid catabolic process. Lineage: Eukaryota; Metazoa; Chordata; Mammalia; Rodentia; Cricetidae. Bases 398 to 802 code for a protein of 134 amino acids. The record is from RefSeq and is a predicted model, not a curated record.